AUGCAGAUCCCUCCACAAUGUUUGGUGCCUGGUUUGCGCAUGUGCUGGUGGACUUUCCUCACUCCACGGGGAAGUAGUCAACUACUACUAAGUCACUGGCGGUGCGUACAGGGUGGGAAGCAAGGGGGCCGCGGCCGCCCUGAAACUUUUACAAGGCGCCCCGAAGCUUCACAAAAACAAAAACCUUAUUUACCUGACGAUACGGCUCUUGAGGCCGAGUUCGAGAGAAACAAGUACCUGUCCGUGGCAAAACGCCUUCAGCUAUCCAGGGCCCUGCGGCUGACGGAAACUCAGAAUCGCCGUACGAAGUGGAAGCGGCGCUACACGGGGGAGCUGGAGCUCGCGGCCCAGCGCUACUGCGCAGCCGUGGGCGCCGCUGCCGCUCGCCCUAUCUUCGUGGGCGACCGCCUCUGGUUCUUCCAUUAUCCCGCUGGAGCACUGCAUCCCACAGGCAUGCCGCUGGGCGCUCCCGCCCUGGGCCCAAUGAUGCCACCUCCAGCACCACCGCCGCCCACGCUUCUGGGACUGCCGCCGCCUCCACCGCCCCACGGCUCUGUCCCCACGCCCCAUCCGUUCUUGAUGUCUGCCGCAUCGUACCCGGGCGCAGGCGCAGAAGUUGCCUUACCCCCAAGCACAAGGCCAUAGCGGAUAGAAAUAUUCAAGGAAAAGUGUUUGAAAGAGAUUUGUUAAUUAAGUUCUACGAAUAUAGGGAUAUAACACGGGGUAGAGGGAAAUUAGCAAUUUUUUGCCCGAAUGGAAAUCUGAGAGACGUUAAGGGAAUUGUAAAAUAUCAUUGAAGUAGAUAUAUUUCAGGAACUGAAAGUUCAGCAUCAGCUCUACUGGACAAAGGAAAAGGGACCUUGAGAAAAUCCAAGUAGAAAAACUAUUGCACCAGCUUUAACAACCAAAUAGUCAAGGGACA
Gryllus bimaculatus (two-spotted cricket) is the source of this 922-nucleotide messenger RNA. The record is from the annotation of a GenBank genome assembly. Lineage: Eukaryota; Metazoa; Arthropoda; Insecta; Orthoptera; Gryllidae.